This is a messenger RNA of Miscanthus lutarioriparius, 1278 nucleotides long. The record is from the annotation of a GenBank genome assembly. NCBI's taxonomy places the organism in Eukaryota, Viridiplantae, Streptophyta, Magnoliopsida, Poales, Poaceae.
AUGGCAAGGACGAUCUCUCCUACAUCUCACAUGCUCUUGGAGGAGGACACUAUCGACAGCUUUUGUACCAAUACCCCAACCACCCUGCUGCACUCCUCACCGCCGAGCAGCCCCUUUAACCAGAUCCUCUCCACCGAGCAUGGCACCUCUGACGGCUUCACCACAUGGCCGUGCAACUCUGUCCAAAACACCCAGCUGCAGUUGUCGUCAGUAGUGGCCACACCUGAGUACUACUCGUAUUGCGACAUGAUUGCCUCCGAAAUGCUGCCUGGUGACAACAUGGACAGCACACAACACGUCGUCGGUCAGGAUGCAUCCUCCUUGUUGAUGAACAGCAUGCAAGAGGCGGCGGCGGCGGAGCCCAACAGAUUGUUGCCAGCAGCCAAGAGCAGCGACUGUUGCAUGGACGUGAUCAGCAUGGCAUUCUUCAAAGGCAUGGAGGUGGCCAACAAGUUGCUCCCACUCAAGGACAGCGAGACGACAUUGGCUCGUGGUAGGGGCUGGAAGAAGAGGCUUCAAGGCAAGGACAAUGAUGCAGACGUCAGCAUGGGCAGGAGCAGCAAGCAGAAGGUGGCACAGACACAAGCUGACUCAGAGGAGGAAGCCGCAGCACGCAAGAUGCUGGACCGGUUGAUGCUUAACGACAAUGCAAGCCAUGCUGCCGACGGUUCCAUCCAGGGCCAGCUCAUUGAGGAGACAGGGCGCCGCCUCAGUGACUGUGCUCGCCAGUUUAGGGUCCCAUUCAAGUUCCAUGCUAUUGCAGCGAAAUCAGAGGCUGUCCGUGCUAAGGACCUGGACAUUGAUCCUGAAGAGGUGCUCGUUGUCAUCUCCCAUUUCCAUUUCAGGACCUUGAUGGAUGAGGAGUGUCAUCAUCGACAGGCAAAACCCCAGAGACACAGUGCUGAAAACAUCAAGAAGAUGAGGCCAAAAGUGUUCAUCCACGCCAUCCUCAAUGGAUCAUACAGCGGUGCUUUCUUUGUGUCAAGGUUCCGUGAGGCGCUCAACAAUUUUGCUGCGCUGUUUGACCUGAUAGACACCACUGUGCCCCAGGAAAACAAGAACACGCUGCUGGUAGAGCAGGAAUUGUGCGCGAUCGCCAUGAACAUCAUUGCCUGUGAGGGCGUGGAUAGGGUGGGCGGCCUCACAACUAUAAGCAGUGGCACGUGCGGUGCGGCGAAAGCAGGGGCUGAGGCAACUGCCAUUGGAUCUGGACAUUGUUCAGAAGCGAGCAAAGACAAGGUGAAUAAGGAAUACCGCAAGUACUUUCGUUAUCAAUGA